Ostreococcus lucimarinus CCE9901 is the source of this 534-nucleotide messenger RNA. RefSeq lists its product with no specific name. NCBI's taxonomy places the organism in Eukaryota, Viridiplantae, Chlorophyta, Mamiellophyceae, Mamiellales, Bathycoccaceae. The transcript has 2 exons. The coding region runs from base 1 to 534 and encodes 177 amino acids. The record is from RefSeq and is a predicted model, not a curated record.
AUGAUUGAAAUGUCGGUUGAAAAGUGCCAUCAGCGCACGCACGCGCUCGCCAAGCUCAUCAAGUGCGCGCGAGAGGAAGAUCAAGAGAUGAUUUCAGGGGCGCUGGACGUGGUCGAGCGCGUGCGGGCGCGGGUGGAGGACGCGGGCGGGGACGCGAGGGAGGAGACGCGCGGCGGCGGCGGCGCGUCGACGACGACGACGUUCGAUCACGCGGCGUUUGAGCGGCGCAUGGACGCCAGAGUGGAUCGAUUAUUGGAACUCGUCGUGAAUGCGGUGCAGCGGAACGCGACGCUGGUGAGCGCGGAGACGAUGACGACGACGCGGGGAGAGGUUGACGCGCUGCGGGAGGCGUUGCGCGCCGAACGCGAGGCGCGCGCGAGGGACGUCGAGCGACUGACGGCAGACGUCGAGCGGUUGAAGCGUGAACGAGCUGAUGCGGCGGCGGCGACGACGACGAGCGGGCGGCCGGAGUUGGACGCGCGGCGACGGCGGCUUCAGGGUUUAUACCGCGAGUUACAAACGCUUUCGUUUUAA